AUGACUUCGCGGUUCAUUAAUGUGACAAUCUCAGGUGGACAAAUGCAUAAAAUGGUCCCGCUGUUCUGUGCCUUUUCAAAAGAAAAAUCACCUAUAUGCGAGUCACUCAAUGUUGGAAAUUACGCUGCUAACAGCCUUACUUACAACGAGAUCAACGAGAAUUGGAGCAAGAGCAUAUCGAUUCCACCUCAUGCUAGUGUUCUUUUGCUGAACAGUAAGUUGGACCCGCUGGCACCACUUAAAUAUGCAGAAUCUUUGCUGGAAGCACUGGAUGGUGACAAGAAAGUGUUUAUCACGUUUGAGGAUGCAGUUGAAGGAACACUUUUGUACCCCUGGGAUAUCCCGGAGGAUGGAUUAUGCGGCAUGAAGCUACAGCUAUCAUACGUAACAAACAACGGUGAUUUGCAGCGUCUUGACAAGUCCUGUGUCCCAGAGAUGCCUGCGUUGAAAAUGGCUUUUUUGCCAUAUUUCUUAGACUAUCUUAUGAGCACGGCUAAUGUCUUUGAUGGAGUUUACAACACAAGCAUUAAUCCAUUCGAAAAGCUCACGGGCUGA
Messenger RNA from Peronospora belbahrii, 555 nucleotides. NCBI's taxonomy places the organism in Eukaryota, Oomycota, Peronosporomycetes, Peronosporales, Peronosporaceae. The record is from the annotation of a GenBank genome assembly.